CGUUGGGACCACACGAAGCGAACGUUGACAAAACCGGUUUCCGCUCAAAGAAGUCCGUAAACAAAUCUGACCGUUGCGUUGGGACCACACGAAGCUAACGUUGACAAAACCGGUUUCCGAUCGCGAAGGAAAGCGUCUUCGUCGGCCUCCGAUCGCGAAGGAAAGCGUCUCCGUCGGAAUCCGCAGCCGCAACUGUCAGUCUCCGUCACCAGAUCGAUAUGUCCGCACUAAUUUGUUCCUAUCGAAGAGAGAGAUUCUUAAAUCCAAAUCCAACCAUUCGUUUCCUCCAGGAAGAAAUUCUGAUUCUAUAGCCACACGCUUAUCUCUGAAGCUGUUAUGGCUGAAUAUUCGACUAGGAGGAGAGGCUCAGAAAGAGAGAAUCGAAGUGUUCAAAAACUGCAACUGUGAAAACAAAUUAGACAUGACUUUGUUCAAUUCGUUUCCAUGGGCUGCAAUGCUCACUGUCUCAGCUACAAGAGUUAAUCCCGGAACGACAGAGCUACUGCAACUUACGGUGUUCUCUGCCUGCUGCAAAUGUUCCUACACCAUAUGCUUUGGCGUCAAUAUCAGCCCAUGCGGACACAGAUUUGCUAGCGCUGGAAGGAACGUACGCUAUAAAAAUGUUGUCCGUUUUAUCGGAGCAUGCACACGAUCUCCAAACCUCUGCAUUGUGACGGGGGUCAUGACAGCUGAAACAGGGACUUACCGAUGGAUGGCUCCAGAGAAAGAUUUCGAAAGAGAGUUUCACAUGACAGGAGGAGUUGGGAGAACUAGCUAUGCUAGAAACUCUUCCCUCCAGAAGAAAGCAUCUGAUGAGGCAAGACACAUAACACUAGAGACACUGCAACAACUCUACAAGGAGACAAGACCCAAGAGUUUAGGAAUAGCUGACCUUGGAUGUUCUUCAGGGCCAAACACUCUCUCCACCAUUAGAGACAUGAUCAAAGCCGUCGAAUCUGCUCACCGCCAGGAGAUCACAAGCCAUCCUUUGCCGGAAUUCAGCUUCUUGCUUAACGAUCUCCCCGGAAAUGACUUCAACUCCAUAUUCAAGUCCUUGCCUGACUUUCACACAGAGCUCAAGAGAGAUACCAACAUUAAUGGUGAUUGCCCUUCAGUUUUCAUCGCAGCCUACCCUGGAUCAUUCUAUGGAAGGCUCUUCCCUGAAAGAACCAUCCACUUUAUUUAUUCCUCUUACAGCUUACACUGGCUUUCCAAGAUUCCUCCGGCUAUAUAUGACGAUCAAGGCAAGUCCAUAAACAAAGGUUGUGUUAAUAUCUGCUCCUCGAGCCCUGAAGCUGUUUCCAAAGCUUACUACAGUCAAUUCAAAGAAGAUUUCUCCAUUUUCCUCCGGCACAGAUCAGAAGAGCUGGUUGCUUCAGGCAGAAUGGUGCUCAUAAUACUCGGAAGAGAAGGUCCUGAUCAUGUUGACAGAGGAAACUCUUUCUUCUGGGAGCUUCUCGCUAGAUCCAUAGCGGAUCUUGUAGCACAGGGAGAAACUGAGGAAGAGAAGCUUGAUUCAUACGAGAUGCACUUUUACGCACCGAGUGGUGCUGAGAUAGAAGGCGAAGUGAAGAAAGAAGGGUCUUUCGAGUUAGAGAGGUUAGAGAUGUUACAAGUGGACAAGGAGAAAAGUAUCACUUACGGUAAGGCGGUUGCAAAGACAGUAAGAGCGGUUCAAGAAUCAAUGCUUGCUCAGCACUUUGGGGAAGAGAUUCUUGACAAGCUGUUUGAUACUUAUGGUAGAAUGAUCGAAGAGGAGUUGGCUAAGGAAGACAUAAGAACCAUUACAUUUGUUCUUGUCCUGAAAAGGAAGAUCUGAGACAUUGAAAUGAAACCUAUAUAAAUGUAGCAAAUUUUGGAGAUUAUGAUAACCAAAACCAAAAAUAUUAAGGGAAACAGAAGUAAAUCCAUUGGGAAUCAUUGUUCAUUUCCACUUGAUGUACCAUUUUCCAUGUGACUAGAAUCAAUCAAACUGCAAAAGAACAUUUACCUCGAGCUUCUAAUUCUCUUACCGGAGAAACCGAAACUUUCUCGGAAACUAAAUAUGACGAGGAAGAAAAACCUCCCUUGAGUUCCACGUAACCAAACGGGAGGUUCGCUAUUCAGACUUUUAGAACCGUACAAUUUCGGUCUGGAUAUGCUAAUACUGUGUGACCGUUGACCUGUUAUGCUUUGAAAUCUCCAACUACC
Messenger RNA from Thlaspi arvense, 2190 nucleotides. The record is from the annotation of a GenBank genome assembly. Lineage: Eukaryota; Viridiplantae; Streptophyta; Magnoliopsida; Brassicales; Brassicaceae.